AUGUAUGUUCAAAAUAAUUAUCCAUAAAUGGAGUAAGAGAUCGCCGCAUUCAUCAACUACCCUACAGAGGCCAAUACAGAGAAGAUUUAUGACUAUUUAAAUAAGCUAUGCGCAAUCAAAUAUCAAAGUUAAAUAACCUAUAGCUCAUCUAAAUAUUGUAAAUUAUCAGGAGAAGAAAUCACUGAAGAUCCAAUCAUAAUUGAAGGUCAUUGCUUCUCACUUCAUCAAAUACAUUAAUAUUAUAUAAGACAUGGAAUACUCGAUGUUUCAAUAGGUGAUCUAAAAUUUAAUUAUUCUGAUGGAAUCACAGAAAAUUUUGUAACCAUUGAAUUGACAUAGGAGAUACUCCAAAAGAUAUACGGAGCUAAUUUGGAUUAAAUGUUAUAAGAAGCUCACCAUCAUUUUGAUAAAAGAUUAAAGCAGCCAGUCUUAUUUACUUGUGAAUAAACAGGAAGAUCAGGCGUGAUUUCGGAAUAAAUGAUUGUAAAUGGGAAGUAAGUAUGUACAGAAUGGGCUCAUCAGAAUAAGGACUAAUUAAGUGAAGAAUAAAGGAUAUAAUUAGAAUCUUCAUAGAGAAUAUAAUAUAAUUUAGGAAAUAGUUAAAAUAUCCAUUGA
This is a messenger RNA of Paramecium tetraurelia, 615 nucleotides long. RefSeq lists its product as uncharacterized. Lineage: Eukaryota; Ciliophora; Oligohymenophorea; Peniculida; Parameciidae. The record is from RefSeq and is a predicted model, not a curated record. The transcript has 2 exons.